This is a messenger RNA of Cotesia glomerata, 399 nucleotides long. RefSeq names its product tubulin alpha-1 chain-like. Gene Ontology annotation, biological process: mitotic cell cycle; microtubule cytoskeleton organization. The transcript has 3 exons. The annotation marks the transcript as partial. Gene Ontology annotation, molecular function: GTP binding; structural constituent of cytoskeleton. NCBI's taxonomy places the organism in Eukaryota, Metazoa, Arthropoda, Insecta, Hymenoptera, Braconidae. Gene Ontology annotation, cellular component: cytoplasm; microtubule. The record is from RefSeq and is a predicted model, not a curated record.
AUGAUGGGAAAACGAGAAUGUAUUUCAAUAAACGUCGGCCAAGCUGGCGUCCAAAUUGGAUCCAAGUGCUGGGAACUGUAUUGUUUGGAGCAUAAGAUAAACCAAGAUGGCCAGAUGAGUUCCGAGCGGACUGCUUUCAACGACAUUGACAACAUCGAGACCUUUUUUGCUCAGACGACUCAGGACAAAUAUGUCCCCCGAGCGAUAAUGUGCGACCCUCGAGUUCACCGUGCAGCGCCGAUGAUUUGUGGGAAGGAAGAUGCCGCAAACAACUUUGCUCGAGGUUACCAUGCUACCGUUGGACACAAUUUACUUGACAGUCUCACCGAAAAAAUUCGUGUGCUUGCGGAAAAUUGCAAUGGACUGAUGGGAUUUCUGGAUCUGUCAUUCCGUGGAGAG